UUUAUGUAGCAUGAGAAAAGAGUUUCUGAUAUUAACACGGUAGCAAGUGUGUUGUAAUCAAUCAGGUCGGUUUCUUCACGUUGAAGUAGAGGCAGAAAGUAGAGGAAGGAGACAGCCAUGAAAGGAUCAAAAGGUUUGCAAAGACAGAAGAAGAUUUAUCUGACAAAAAGACUGCUCCCCCUUUAUCUUAUUUCUAUUUAGAUCCCCCACCUUUCAACCGCAAAGCUUUCAUCUUUUUUCUUUCUGCAACACAACAUGUUUUGUUUUAGCUGUGUCUGGUUUGGACGAUGGUUUUAAACUACCCUAAACAAGUCUUGCAUGGCGAACCAUCAUCUUCCUUACGAAAACGGAAUGAAUGUUUCCACAAGUUUCAUCAACCAAGAAGAGCCAGCCCUUGAUUUCCGAGAGCUAGAAGAAGCCAUUGUCAUGCAAGGAAUGAAACCAAGAGAUGAAGAAGAAGAAGAAGCUAAAACAACAGGCAGAACUGCAGCAGGAGCUACUUUGAAGAUGUUCCCUUCUUGGCCUAUCAGAUUUCACCAUACCCCUAUUGGGAGUUCAAAAUCAGGAGGAGAAAGUACAGUUUCUUUUUCUUCUUCAUAUCAUGAAGCUUUUGACCAACACCAUCUUCAUCAUCAUCAACAACAACAAGAGAUGGCAAGUGAUCCUUCAACAACACUGAUUCAAUCAUCAGAUGCCAUUGCAAAAAAUCAGCAAGACAAGAAAAAGGCUUCAACUUCUGAGAAACAGCUUCAUGCCAAGACACUAAGGCGUUUAGCUCAAAACAGAGAAGCUGCACGCAAAAGCCGUCUUAGAAAAAAGGCAUAUGUUCAACAACUGGAAUCAAGUAGAGUAAAGCUAACUCAACUUGAACAAGAACUUCAGAGAGAAGGAUCUCAGGGAAUUCUAUUGGCAAGUAAUGGUGGUGCUGCUGGAAAUAUGAACUCUGGUGUGGCAAUAUGUGACAUGGAAUACGCAAGAUGGUUAGAAGAUGAUGAGAGGCAUGUGUCGGACCUUCGUACCGGGUUACAUUCCAACCUCUCCGACUCUGACCUUCGAUUAAUUGUUGACGCUUACAUUUCCCAUUACGAUGAAAUCUUCCGGUUGAAAGGAAUGGCUGCCAAAUUAGAUGUUUUUUACCUUUUAUCCGGAAUGUGGACCACUCCGGCGGAGCGAUGGUUCCUUUGGAUGGGCGGUUUUAGGCCGUCUGAGCUCAUCAAGAUGUUAAUAUCACAAUUGGACCCGCUAACGGAACAGCAACUGGUGGGGAUUUACAGCCUCCAGCAUUCGUUGCAGGAGGCGGAAGAGGCACUCACUCAAGGCCUGGAACAGCUCCAGCAGUCUCUAAUAGACACGGUUGCCAGCGGUCUGGUCGUCGACGGAAUGCAACAAAUGGCUGCUGCAUUAAACAAGCUGGCCAAUCUUGAAGGCUUCGUUCACCAGGCCGACAACUUAAGGCAACAAACCCUACACCAACUGCCCCGGAUACUAACAGUCCGGCAGGCGGCAUGGUGUUUUCUAGUGACCGGCGAAUACUACGGACGGUUACGAGCGCUUAGUUCUCUUUGGGCAUCCCGUCCAUGAGGGAGGUUGAUGGGUGAGGAACAGUCAUGGCAAACAACAGAGUCGCAAAUGGUACAACCAUCACAGAGCCAAUUCUCACACUUUUGAUGAUUUAAUAAUGAAAACGAUAUAUGCAGCCAUGCAAAUUGGACUAUAUAUGUGUUAUAUAUUUCAUCAAAGCUGCCUUUUGAGUUUAGAGGAGAUGGGACUUUCUUUU
Molecule: messenger RNA, 1777 nt
Organism: Hibiscus syriacus
Lineage: Eukaryota; Viridiplantae; Streptophyta; Magnoliopsida; Malvales; Malvaceae
Product: transcription factor TGA9-like
Exons: 12
Coding region: 319-1581 (420 amino acids)
Biological process (GO): regulation of DNA-templated transcription; DNA-templated transcription
Molecular function (GO): DNA-binding transcription factor activity; sequence-specific DNA binding
Source: RefSeq, a predicted model, not a curated record